UAUGCUGCCAUAGUUAGUCGAAGCAGGACCUGUUUUUAGCGGAGAAAUUAAGAUUUAUUGGUAAGAUUUUAAUGUUAAAAAAAUUAUCACUAUAUUUUUAAUGUGGAUAAUUAGAUAUCUCACUUAAGUUUUAUUUUCAGAAUCAUGUCAUACAGCCCCAGCAUUCUCGACAUUGGAGAACUUAACAGAUUUGUAUUUGAUAAUGUUGAUUCUCAAAUCACAACUCCUUUGAACGAAGUUGAUCAGACAGAAAUACAAGAGCCCAAUUCUGAGGAUCUACAGGAGGCAAACUACAAAACGUAUUUUGAAAACUUAACAAAUCAGCAACAUUUACCAGUUAAAGACUCUCAGAAUAAUCAAGCUCAAAGUUCCAAGAAGACUAAAAAAAGGAAGCUGGACACAUCUUUGUCUUAUGUUAUUCGAAAUGAACCAGGAAAAUGUCAUCAUUUGAUAAAUAUAGCAGUUUAUGAUCUGAGUGGUGACACUGUUCCAGGAAUUAAUUACUGUGAAAAUAAUAAUGCUCGUGUAAGUGUUCAGUACCUAGUGAAAGACUAUUGUGAUGAUAUUAUGGAUGAAAUUGAAUAUUUGAUAGGUAAAAUAGUAAAAAAAAUUAGCUUGUCUAAUCAACAGUAAAUCUUAUUUGGACAAGAGUGUAAGCUGCUUAUUACUUAUUGUUGAAUAUAAAA
Molecule: messenger RNA, 686 nt
Organism: Spodoptera litura
Lineage: Eukaryota; Metazoa; Arthropoda; Insecta; Lepidoptera; Noctuidae
Source: RefSeq, a predicted model, not a curated record